Trichoderma gamsii is the source of this 147-nucleotide messenger RNA. RefSeq lists its product as hypothetical. Bases 1 to 147 code for a protein of 48 amino acids. The transcript has a single exon. NCBI's taxonomy places the organism in Eukaryota, Fungi, Ascomycota, Sordariomycetes, Hypocreales, Hypocreaceae. The record is from RefSeq and is a predicted model, not a curated record.
AUGUUGGACAGAAUAACUAGUCAAGCGCACUCCUUUGAGCUAAAGACUGGAUGGCCCGGGGUGCUACCACUGGUAUGCCUCGUUUUCAUUUUUAGCUGGUUCAAGUGCCAGCGCAUAACAGAGCAGCCGCCUCUAUCGCCAACUUGA